Messenger RNA from Mesorhabditis spiculigera, 837 nucleotides. Lineage: Eukaryota; Metazoa; Nematoda; Chromadorea; Rhabditida; Rhabditidae. The record is from the annotation of a GenBank genome assembly.
AUGAGUAUCUUUAUUGAAGACCUACAAGGAUGGUAUAUCAAGGGAAACAUCGAAACCAACGGCCUCAUUAUCGGAAGUCGCGAUGGCUGGAAAACUCGCGCAGUCCCCUUCGACAGAUUUUUGGAAUUGAUGCCGAGGAUGAGAACGAUGCUGGUUCAGCACUGGGAGCCGCAUGUCAACAGCAUUGACCUUGAGCACGAAAACUGCAAAUUAAUUGACGUCAGCCCUUUCUACCGCUGGCUCGCGAGCAGCCGAUCCACCCUUUUAGGGAUGGACUACGAUAUAACCACGUGGAAUCUACUACGGAAAAUUCGGCUAAAUUAUCGCGGCGACGUCGGCGAGCUGCAUAUAUAUGCGGGUCGUGUGGAUGCAGUCCCAUGGAACGACGCUAGCAAGAUAGCGCAUGAUCUUUGGCGCGGACGGGAGUUGAGUCGGAGCUUGGUACCGACAAUCCGUUUUGAUUGCUUGUACAGUUUCGAAGGAGUUGCUCUGUUGGGCGAUAUAGCCCUUUCUCCAGAGAGACUUCCGCGGCGUGGGCUGUUGCAUCACAUUGAAGCGAACCGCGAUUGGGCCAAUAAUGAGGAAAUCGGACGUUCCGAAAGCUUAUUGAAAAGCUUCGCGGAACGACUCCGUCGCAAGCACAACGGCAUCAUGGAAUGUGUGGAUGGUGCGGACGCGGAAACACUCCAUGAGUGGAUGGAUAUUCUAAACCUUGAGCGGUAUGGCACGGAAUAUGUUCAACAGUUUUGUCGAAUCUACGCAUAUGGAAAAUAUUUCCUAGUAUGCUUUGCUGUAUCCUCUUGCCACGAGGUGUUCAACCUCUGCAUUUUCGACAAA